UGAGGCGACCCCAUAGCUCUGGCUCCCUGUCGUCCUGGCUUCCUGAUGAACUUCCCGGUGGAUGGCGGCCCGAGCAUUGUCUUUGCUCCGCACACUGCUUGCGGGGACUUUCCGAAGAGUGCGUGCGCAUUCGUGCGCGUGCGCGUGUAGGUGUGCACGCGCACGGGGGGGUUAAAAAGUGCAUGUAUGUAAUAUUGAACAAUUACUUUUCACUUUUUUUUCAAUAAUUGGCUAGACACAUGUUAUUAAUUAAACCCCCAGUUUUUGUCAAAGGGCACAUCCGGUUACUGGUGAACUUGCCUCGUCUGCUGCACUUGAUAUUUCCCCAGCAGCGGCCGCGUCCACAGUCAACGGGCGCCGGCUCGGUGUUUUACUUGAUCGAGUUUAGACCAGAAAAUGAACACACUAACAUGAAAACAAGGUUGGAGUCUCGCCUUAAGGUGAGUGUCGGUGACCCAAAGCGCCAUGGCCAGUGUCCGAACUGCAGCGGAGAGGCGGGAAGAUGGACCUGAGGGCCGCGACGGCGGUUGGAGUUGGGUGCUGGUGGGGGCCUUGUUCGUCAGUACCAGCCUGGUUUUCGGGCUUAUGCGAAGCCUGGGCAUCUUCUUCGUGGAGUUUGUGCAGUACUUUGACGAGAGCGCUCAGGCCAUCUCCUGGAUCUCAUCCACCGGCCUAGCGGCGCAGCAGUUCUUCAGCCCGCUGGGAGCUGCCUUGUCCAACGCGUACGACACCCGCCUGGUUGUGAUGGCGGGGGGCUGCCUGGCUGCACUCGGCCUCAUACUGGCCUCACAGGCCACCUGUCUCGCCCACCUCUACCUCACCAUGGGCAUCAUUUCAGGGUUGGGCUGGGGUCUGGUCUUCAUCCCCAUGGUGGCCACAGUCAUGUCCAGCUUCACUCGGCGACGCGCCCUUGCCUUGGGAGUGGCGUUCUCCAGCAUCGGCCUGUCUUCCUUCGCUUUCAACCCGCUCUUCCAGCUGAUGGUGGAGAGGUACGCCUGGCGCGGGGCCCUGCUAAUUUUGGGGGGGCUCAGCCUCAACAUUGUGCCAUGCGGGGCGCUUAUUCCCACACGACCGCGUACUAAAGAUGCAGAAAAGGUGUCAGCAGAGAGAACGUCGUCAGGUGGUGGCGUCCUGCGUAGAGUCUCGUCCUAUUUGGAGCUGUCGCUGCUGUGCGAGCGGUCUUACCUCACCUACACUAUGGCCAUCACACUGCUCAACGUGGGCUAUUUCGUGCCCUAUGUCCACCUGGUGGCCCACAGCCGACACGCCGGCUUCUCCCAGUACCAGGCCGCCUUCGUCAUGUCCGCUGCUGGCGCCGCUGACAUCUUUGGCCGCGUGGCUUCGGGCUGGUUCUCGGACCUGGGCCACUUCCGGCUCAUCCACUUGAUGACUGUGUGUACGGCGCUGGCCGGGCUGUUCAUCACGUUGUUGCCCGUGAGCACCCUAUGGGGCUCCUACGCCGCCCUCAUGGCCGUCAGCCUUCUCUAUGGCUUCUGCUCGGGGACGCUGACCUCGCUGGUUUUCACCGUGGUGCCUAUGGUGGCCGGCGUGGAGCGCAUGAUGGGGGCGCUGGGGCUGCUGCAGCUGAUUGAGAGCUGGGGCGGACUGUUGGGAUCUCCUCUGUCAGGGCUGCUCAAGGACGUCACAGGAGACUACAUGGCCUCCUUCGUGGUGUCGGGCUCCUUCCUCAUCCUCAGCAGCUUGAUAAUGACCACCCUGCCACACUACUUCUCCUGCACGGAUCCACCUCCUGUGCAAGGACCCCACCAGGAGGACAAAUGCGAGGGUCCAGCCUCGGAGACGGAGCGAAUGAAUCAGACUCCUUGUGAGGUGAAUCACUGAGAUGUGACAAAAAGAUUUUGGUGUUGCUUACUCCACAUGUUAUGAUUCUUAUUUUUUUUUAUUUACACACAAAUUUGAAGCAUAUUCAAUCUUAAUUUCACGUUGAAGGUGAAUGGCGUGGUGUGGUAUUUAAUUUCUUGCUAACACACACACACUUCUUUCCAAGUGGUGUGAAAUUAUUGACGCACAAACUACCUAUCUUGCUGUGUGGAGGACAUUGAUGACUAAAUGUUGCCAACAGCUACCGUCUCAUUUGUUGGACACCGAAAAGAAUCUUAAUGAUCUGCUUUGUCUGUGUUGGUCUUCACACACUCAGGAACACAAGAAUGCUGCUAAUAACUCUAUGUCCACUGAGGCAUUUUGUACUUUUUUAAAGCAUAAAUCAAUACUGUUUUCCACAAUUACCAGGAACUCCUUUUUAAAUAGGAAAAUCAUACUUGGUCAUCUGUGUGGUCUGCAUUUAAAUGUUCCUGAAAUUCAGGCUCCUCAAAAGUGCCUGCAAGUUUGGCAUUGGAAAAGUUUUUUGUUUACCUAGGUAAAGCCGGUGGAAACACACGAAGAUGUUCCAAAAUGUUCCCGUGGCGAAAAAGCCUCAGUAACGAUAAUAACCAGUGGGAUUCAAGUCUUAAACCAACCUAUCCAAUGUGAAAGUUGAUGUUUUGUAUACAACUUCUCGAUAAAAACAUUUUUGUGUCACUGUGCAGUUCUUAU
Entelurus aequoreus (snake pipefish) is the source of this 2553-nucleotide messenger RNA. RefSeq names its product solute carrier family 16 member 13 (gene slc16a13). The coding region runs from base 466 to 1842 and encodes 458 amino acids. Gene Ontology annotation, biological process: transmembrane transport; monocarboxylic acid transport. Gene Ontology annotation, molecular function: monocarboxylic acid transmembrane transporter activity. Lineage: Eukaryota; Metazoa; Chordata; Actinopteri; Syngnathiformes; Syngnathidae. The transcript has 6 exons. The record is from RefSeq and is a predicted model, not a curated record.